AUGCGAGUUGAGUGGCCGAAGAUCGAGGCGUCAGCAACUUCCCCACUUUCAACCGCCACAACCCCUCUUUGCUUGUGCCGCGAUAGAGUUCACGAGGCGUCGCGAGGUAUGCUUUGGAGCUGCCAAAACACUACGUGGCGACGAAUGACGUUGGUGGGUAAACCUCUUGCAUCGAGAGGUAUGACUUCGUCAACCCUCGUCCAGCGCUCCUCGGUUUCUACGGUUUCGAGGGCGAGCGCAGUGAUCGAUAUCUUUGCGCCUUCUCUUGUGUCCCUUUGUCCUUUGCAUUUCAAGUAG
Pochonia chlamydosporia 170 is the source of this 297-nucleotide messenger RNA. RefSeq lists its product as hypothetical. NCBI's taxonomy places the organism in Eukaryota, Fungi, Ascomycota, Sordariomycetes, Hypocreales, Clavicipitaceae. The transcript is spliced from 2 exons. Bases 1 to 297 code for a protein of 98 amino acids. The record is from RefSeq and is a predicted model, not a curated record.